GCUACUAUUCUUCCCGCGUUCCACCGUGGCUGUGUGCGUGUGUGUGUGUGUCGACCUGGCAAGGUUUUCUUUUGUUUUGUUUUUUAUUUCAGAUUUUCUUUCUUCGUUGCCAACGCGAGAAGUUCAGGCCGCCAGUCGACCACCAUCGGCCGACAAAGUUGUCACAUCCCAAGUCGGUUCACUUGCAGCACCUCUGGCUACCUGGCUAUACAUAACCAGCAGGGACAUAGUAUUCUAAUAAUCCAGUUCGUUCGGGCUUAGGAAAUUGGCCAAAGUGCGCGCGCUUUUUUCUGCAUUGUUUUCAUUGAAAUUAUUAUUAUUAUUAUUAUUAAAUGUUUUAACUUCACGGACGGACAGCGCAUCAAACGGGAAGACGACGCCAAGGACUUUUUCGUUUUCGUGUUUUUUCUUCGAAAAAAUUUCAAGGUGUUUGUAAGGGAUCCGUGACAACUGGCCACUUCAAGUCGUGUGAUCUGAGGCUUUUGGCAGCAUCGCCACACCAAAGGAGCUCGUUGGCAUUCAGCGAGCGUUCACACACACACACACACACAAAAAAAAGCCGGACCGAGAAAAAGAACAAAAAUCUAUUCGGCGCCAAUGCUCUAGGUAGUGGCCCACCCCCCGUUCUCUCAGUUUCAAUCAACUGAUACACCUGAACACUACCGGUCUUGACUCGACGGCAUAUGUGAUUUAUUUAUUUUAUUUUAUUUUUUUUCGUGGAGGGGUUGCUGAGACGUUCGAAUUCAUUUUCUUCUUCUUCGUUCAUUCGUUCAUUCGUCAUCGGUGCUGCGUUUGGUUGGCAAGACAAAUCGAGUCUAUUAUCCGUUAGAUAGACGUUGGAUAUGUUGAAUUCGUUGAAGCAAGGAAAAUUCAAUUGACUAAGGCAGUGAAAGAAGUCAAAAGGGGAAAGAAGCCGUGAAAGUUCGCGUUUACAAGAACACCCACGAUUUGCGCACGAAUGACGUCGUGAUGGCGGUGUCGGAAGAGGAAGAAGAGACAGCCGCUACCGUUUGUAGUAACCUAACGACAGUUUCCUACAACUCCCGUCCACCUACGGCUCGUGAAUUCGCUUCGAAUAGGUGAAUCGCCAAAAAUAAGGAGACAAAAAGAAAAAGGGGGACAACAACCUUUGAUUGUCAUUGACAUACGUCAUCAAGAAAGAAAGAAAAAAGAAACUUGCCGCUUGAACCGAUCGCCAUACUUAAUUUUUUUUUUAGAUUUUCCUAGCAAACUUUUUUUUUUUUGUUUUUCGUUGGGACCGCCCUUGUUUGUUCUGUGUUCUACGGUGAUUGAUUUCGGUGUGCACACGCAAAAACCCAAAACAAAAGGAGAAAAACAAAGUUUCGAAUUGAACGGUGGGCCGGUACAUCUAAAAAAAAAAAAAGAGAGAAAACCGGAAAUAAGAUCUUUCUACGCCCCUCGUGCAAAACUCACAAAAAAAAAAAAAAAAAAAAAAGAAAAUCAAAGUUGUGUGUGUGUGUGUGCAUUUGGUUGCUGCGCGUGUAUCGUUGUUCGACACGGAGAUCGGUACGGAACGAUGCCCACUUCUGUGGGCGGCGGUCAUGGAUUGGUUAUAUCGCGCCGGGUGCUACUGAUUGUCGGACUGACCAUUUCCAUCAUCCUGGUCGUCUGCGCUUUCACCCUCCUCCUUGUUCUCCAAGAUGGACCGUGCGGGAGUGGCAGUUUUCAAUGCGGUAACUCUUCCGUUUGCAUACCUCAGCAGAGCUAUUGCGAUAACGAUCCCGACUGUCCCAACGGCGAGGACGAGGAAUAUGAAAAAUGCGUGGACUUUCAUGGAAGUACAUUUCUGGCCCCCGACUGGUACAACGUUUUGAAUAAGACUCAGCAACAAGCCGGUCUUCCUGACGUUUUAGCCGGCCAACAAGAGACAAAUACGACCUGUCUAUUGAGAAAUUUUCCUGGCAAAUGCGUCUGCGAGCAAACAAAUCUGUUCUGUAAGCACAUGGGGCUCGCCCAUAUUCCGGAGCAGAUCACUCCACCCAACACACUCAGUCGUCUGAUUUUAGCCAACAACAGCAUCAAAGCUAUUCCUCGCUUCGCUUUCAGUCGCUACACCGUCCUGGAAAUCAUACAUCUGGAACAGAAUAGCAUCAGGACAAUUGCCAACGACGUUUUCCGCCAUCAGAAACUCUUGCGUUUCUUGUAUUUGUCUAAGAAUUCCAUCAGCUGGAUCGAACCAAAUGCCUUCAAAGGACUGGGCAAUGUGAAGCGAUUGUUUCUCGACAACAACGAAAUCAACGACACCUCCUUAGAUGCCCUCAACAGUCUACCGAAUCUUCAAUGGCUGGACUUGUCCAGCAAUUACUUGCGACUCGGCAAUCAUAGCUUUUCGUCGUGGAUACACCUGAGGGAACUAAUGUUGGAGCAUAACGAAAUCCAGUACAUUGAGGAAAUGACAUUCCGCAAUCUCAGUUCUCUAACCUACCUAUCUCUACGGGAAAAUAAACUGACUCGUCUGCACCCCAAGUCGUUCUGGACCCUCACCCAGCUGCAGGAAUUGGAUCUGUCCCGUAAUGAACUCACCACCAUCCCGCCCAGACUCUUCGCUCAGAAUAUCCAGUUAACAUCAUUGUCUCUGGGUUCCAACAAUAUUCUACAACUGCCCGCCGAGGUUUUUCUGCCUUUGAAAAACAUAAAAUCCUUAAAUCUGGAGGAUAUCGACAUCCAGAACAUCGACGUCGACAUGUUCAGCAGUUUAACUAAUUUGGAUUUCGUGUACUUCAUCCGGUUUCAGUACUGCAGUUACGUCCCCACCGUCCCCAAAUGCCGACCUAACACGGACGGAUUGUCUUCUACGGAGAAUUUGCUGAACCGAACGCUGAUUCGCAUCAUCCUUUGGGCUAUCGCUAUUUUUACUUUGAUUGGCAACUCGCUCGUGUUACUAGGGCGUGGCAUACUCAAAGAUGAGAACAAAGUACCACUCAAUUUCAUCCGGAGCUUGGCAGUGGCCGACAUGUUGAUGGGCUUCUACCUAUUCGCCAUCGCCAUUCAGGAUUUGCAGUAUCGCGAGGUCUAUCACCAGUACUCGCAUCAAUGGACCUCGUCGUUGGGUUGCACUUUUGUUGGCGUGGUAGCCAUGACCUCCACCGAGGUUUCUCUGUUGCUGUUGGCUUUCAUGUCAAUGGAGCGUUUCCUAUGUAUAGCUUCACCGUUUGGCUAUACGAAACUGAACCAGAAAACGGCCAAAAUUAGUCUGGUCCUCAUUUGGGGCCUCGGACUCAUCAUGGCCAUCGUUCCAGUAUUGUAUUGGCGGCAGUCGACACACUACUACGGCUCUAAUGGACUUUGUUUCCCGUUGCACAUUGGAGAAUCACUCUCACUCGGCUGGCAGUAUUCCGCCUUCAUUUUCUUGGGCGUUAAUAGUUUAUGCGUGUUGGUGGUGAUCUGCACCUACGUCGGUCUGUUCGUGAGCAUCCGCCGGACGCGCGGUCAAACGCCGUUAGCUAAUCCCAAUGAUAUGGAUUUUGUCCUACGAUUUUUUUUCAUCGUUCUUACCAACAUUAUGUGCUGGGCUCCAGUUUACGUUCUCAGACUCCUCGUCCUUCUUAAGUAUCCAGUUCCAGACGAAGUUUCUAUUUGGGUAGUCGUUUUCGUGGUACCGAUCAAUGCGGCUAUCGAUCCGAUCCUGUACACAUUCACAACGCCAAAAUUCCGCCGUCUUCUUGCCCAGUUAUUCGCUGCAACGGGAGCCGGAAGCUUGGCGCACAAUAGCCGACGUUUCAAUUCGACGUCUACAAAAUUCAAAACCGACCAGAGCUACAUGCAGCCUAUGCUUUCGCCUCAUCAUCGCCGCAUGAGCUGGGAUCAUCACCUCCAGCUAACCCGCCGGAUUUCCAGAGACACUACGGUAGUCGCUGCAACCGACCCGGUGGCUCUGAUGGACGGCCUUCACGAUCCGUCAGUUUUCAUUGAAAUGGUCAAUCUCCAGUCGCCCAUGGCCGGCCGGAGAAAUUCCUUGUAACUAUUAAUUCCACCAUUUGUUUGUAAUUAAUGUACAUGUUUCAAAUCAAUUAAGCUGUUUGUCUGAUCGUCCCCAUCAAUGUUAUCAAAAAGCAAUGUUGAAUUUCGUUUUCGACGCUUCUAAAUAUACAGUACAUAUUAUCAAA
Molecule: messenger RNA, 4127 nt
Organism: Daphnia magna
Lineage: Eukaryota; Metazoa; Arthropoda; Branchiopoda; Diplostraca; Daphniidae
Product: relaxin receptor 2
Exons: 22
Coding region: 1538-3982 (814 amino acids)
Biological process (GO): G protein-coupled receptor signaling pathway
Cellular component (GO): membrane
Molecular function (GO): protein binding; G protein-coupled receptor activity
Source: RefSeq, a predicted model, not a curated record